AAAAUGACCGUCCAAAUAUAGUCUCUUAUCAAAUCGGAUCAGUAGCAAAACGGUCUGACAGCUGAUUCGAAAUCGUUGUCCAGAUCACAUCCGAGUCAAAUCGGAUCAGUAGGCCGCUUUAUACGCUUUUUUUGUUUCUUCUCUUAUUUACUGCCUAUAGGCCCCAUUCCCCCCAGUCUCAGAUACCAGAACCUCCCCUGUAACCAGCCAGCCACCAUGGAAGGAGGAGCAGGAAGAGGGGUAAUGUCCCAACCCCAACAACAACCACCACCACAACCAGGUCAAGAUCAAACUCAACAACAACAACAACAGAAAGUGGUAGUGGAGAGAUUAAGUCAAGGAGUACAACAACAACUAAAUCUGGAAUCAGUUAAAACAAGAGCAAUUGGUCUAUUCAAAGCAAUUUCUCGUAUCCUAGAAGAUUUUGAUGCCAUUGCUCGUACAAAUUCUGUUCCUAAAUGGCAAGAUAUGUUGGGGCAAUUUUCUAUGGUCAAUUUGGAGCUAUACAAUAUUGUAGAAGAUAUCAAGAAGGUUUCUAAAGCAUUUGUUGUUUAUCCAAAGAAUGUUAAUGCAGAGAAUGCAACAAUACUACCGGUGAUGUUAUCAUCAAAGCUGUUGCCUGAGAUGGAAGUAGAGGACAAUUCUAAGAGAGAACAGUUGUUGAUUGGAAUGCAAAAUCUCCCUAUACUCAAACAAAUUGAAAAGAUAAAGGCCAGAAUUGAGAUGAUUGGAGCUGCAUGCGAAAGUGCUGAAAAGGUCAUAGCUGAUACCCGGAAGGCGUAUGGUUUGGGAGCUCGUCAGGUACAAUCAGUUGUUCCAACUAUUGAUAAAGUUCAAGCUGCCAAAAUCCAAGAGCAGGAGAAUUUACUCCGAGCGGCCAUAAAUUCUGGAUCGCGAAUGCAAGUAGAUCAAAGGCAACUUCCAGCUUCCCUUCCAGUGCAUCUCGUAGAUGUGCUUACUGUUGGAGACGGUCCACAGAAUUUUCCUGAUGCUUCUGGCAUGUAUUCGAAGAACACACCAACAUCUAAUAAUGUUAACAGCCAAGGAGCACUUCUACAGUCUACGGCAGCACAAAUUAUAGGGAGAUCAAUUCCAUCACCUGGUAUUACUGGAGCUGCUUCAUUUGAUAAUACAACCACUUCGCCUCUGCCAUAUGCGAACUCACCUAGGUCUGGCACAAACAUAAUGAACGCACCUUCUCCUCAGCAACAAACACAACAACAACAGCUGCAUCAACAACAACUUCAGCAGCAGCAACAACAACAACAACUUCAGCAGCAGCAACAACUUCAAAGGCAGAAAAUGAUGCAGCAGUUACCUCCCCACCAGCAGCAACUUUUUGCCCAACAGGCGCUUAGGCAGAAUGUGGGGCAAGGAGGAGUUGGACAGAACCAGCUGUCACAACAGAUGCAUGAUUUGUCAGGAACGUCUCAGAAAUUUCAAACGAUGCAAUAUUCUCAACCAUUAGGAAACCAGCAAUUCCAAGGUAGGCAAUUGCAAUCUGGGCAAAUGCAGCACGCCAUUGGGCAAAACCAACUCAACCAAGGAAAUCUAAGGAAUCAUUUAAGCCAGCUUGCUGGAACUGCUAAUAAUGCAUUGUUCAGCGCUGCUCAAUCGUCGCCGAACUCUCAAAUGAUUCCGAACAUGUCAUCUACGAUUGCACCACAAUCACUGUUGCCUAGGACCCAGUUUGGACUAUCCGGUGCACAUCAACAAAGGAAUCCCUCGUCACUCUUAAAUGAUCAAAUGUUCAACAUGGGAGCAGUAAAUCCUGGUAAUAUGAUGACAAUGCAGCAGAAACAACAACAGCAACAACAGCAGCAGCAGCAACAACAGCAACAGCAGCAGCAACAACAACAACAGCAGCAACAACAACAACAACAACAGCAGCAGCAGCAACUUGGUGCACAAGGUGGCUUUGGUAAUCUAUCGGGCAAUACGCAAAAUCUACAAUCUGGUUUGCUGCAACAGAAUCCGAACUUCCAGCAACAGAAUCAGCAGUAGCACAAUAACCUCAGUAACCUCAAUAUUAUCCCUUUUCAGUAUACAUUUGUCAGCCCGCUCUGAUCAAUGUUUAAUUGCCAGUCUAGCUAGCAGAGGUAGUUAGGAUGAGAAAGAAUCUGCCCCUCAAGCCAGUGUAUAUAGAUUAUACAUUCUAAUUCUGAAUUGUGUCUGGAAAAGUGAGUUUCAAUUGCUGUGUAUGCUGUCUUAAGCUGCAGUGCUUCUUGGUUAAAGAAGUUAGUUGUUAGAAUGUAAAGCAUCAACAUUUUUUCUUGUUGACGCGUUAUUUUUCUGUUUUCGGACUGUAUUCUAAUACACAAUUACCCA
Papaver somniferum (opium poppy) is the source of this 2328-nucleotide messenger RNA. RefSeq names its product mediator of RNA polymerase II transcription subunit 8-like. Gene Ontology annotation, cellular component: mediator complex. Lineage: Eukaryota; Viridiplantae; Streptophyta; Magnoliopsida; Ranunculales; Papaveraceae. Bases 217 to 2004 code for a protein of 595 amino acids. The transcript is spliced from 12 exons. The record is from RefSeq and is a predicted model, not a curated record.